Molecule: messenger RNA, 1255 nt
Organism: Hydra vulgaris (swiftwater hydra)
Lineage: Eukaryota; Metazoa; Cnidaria; Hydrozoa; Anthoathecata; Hydridae
Product: CCR4-NOT transcription complex subunit 9
Biological process (GO): negative regulation of translation; mRNA catabolic process
Cellular component (GO): P-body; CCR4-NOT core complex; CCR4-NOT complex
Source: RefSeq, a predicted model, not a curated record
ACAACGGUGUAGUAAUUACUUUAGAUACUUUAUCAGCAUCAAAAUGUUCGUUUUAAGUUAAGCAACUUUAGUUAAAAUGCUGGUCUUUUGAGUCAGGUCAGAGAGCAUAUAUACAGAAGGUAAAGCAAAAAAUAUCUAUGUAAAUGAAUAUCAGGUAUUUAUGAAAGCUGUACAAUGCAAGCUCUUACUCAACAGAGGUUUAGCACAGCUGUGCAGCACGCAGGGACCACUCAGCUAUCUACUGCAGACCGUGAACAUGUUUAUCAAUGGAUCCUUGAGUUAGCAAGUCCUGAAACAAGGGAGCAUGCUUUGUUAGAAUUAAGUAAAAAGCGUGAAGUUGUUGCUGAUCUUGCUCCAAUGCUCUGGCAUUCUUUCGGUACAAUAGCAGCUCUAUUGCAAGAAAUCGUUAAUAUAUACCCUAUGGUCAACCCUCCUAGUCUAACAGCUCACCAAUCAAACCGAGUCUGCAAUGCAUUGGCACUUCUUCAGUGUGUGGCAUCCCAUCAAGAAACCAGAUCACCAUUUUUGCAAGCUCAAAUUCCAUUGUUUCUCUAUCCAUUCUUACAUACCACAAGUAAAACAAGACCAUUUGAAUAUUUGCGGUUGACCAGUCUAGGAGUUGUUGGAGCUCUAGUAAAGACUGAUGAUCAAGAAGUUAUAACUUUUCUGCUGUCUACUGAAAUUAUUCCGUUGUGUCUAAGAAUUAUGGAAGCAGGAAGUGAACUGUCAAAAACUGUUGCAACUUUUAUUCUUCAAAAGAUUUUACUUGACGAAACUGGCCUCUCUUAUAUUUGCCAAACAUAUGAAAGAUUUUCACAUGUGGCUAUGAUACUGGGUAAAAUGGUAAUAGCGCUAGCCAAAGAACCUUCCACUCGUCUUUUAAAACACGUAGUUAGAUGCUAUUUACGACUUUCAGACAACCCCAGAGCUCGUGAAGCACUUCGUCAAUGUUUACCAGAAUAUCUUAAAGACAACACUUUUGCAAAUUGUUUGAAAGACGAUACUUCUACUAAGAGGUGGCUCUCGCAACUUAUGAAAAAUCUUCAAGAUGUACCUGCUCCAACUUUAGGUGAUCAACGUGGCAUUCCUAUGCCUCCUUAAAAACAUUUUAAGUCAAGAUAAGCGGUGAGUUGUAGUAGAUAUUCGUACAUCUAAAGAUAUUACAGUUUAUUAAUACUGAAAUGUAUCAUGAAAAACGUUUUUCACAAUAACAUAAUUUAUGAUGUUUGUCAUACUUUAUGAGUGUAAUAACUUU